AUGGCGGACCGACAAGCAGUACAGCAAAAUAUCAAUAACCUGCUAUCGAAGCUGGACGAUGCCGAUCCAGAUAUGAGAUACAUGUCUUUGAAUGACUUAUAUGGAGUUCUCAGCGGUCCUAACACCAACUUCCUGCCACAUGAUCAAUACCUAUCGACCAAACUCGCCGAAGGCCUACUAAAGGCUCUGGAUGACCAGCAUGGUGACGUCCAGAAUCAAGCCUUAAAAUGCCUCGGUCCUCUUGUUGUCCGAUUGCCUCUCGACAGCCUUCGAUUGCUCCUAGAGAAACUGUCAAACCUCACUACUUCCCAGACGAUCGACACAUCGGUCCCAAAUACCGCUUUACGAGUCAUAGUCACAGCUCUCCCACGGCCUCAGCGUGGCCAAGUACCGGAAUCCGAUGUCAACAUGGCGUACUCUGCUGUUUCAACCGUUCUGAUCCCACGCCUGAUCGGUCCCGGCCCCUCGACCUCGCAACGGAGAGGCUCAGUCACAAAAGGAAUGCUGGAUAAAGAUCCCGCGAAAGGUUUUAGCAGUGAUGCUAUUGAUGUUGUGGUCCAAGUGGCCUCGUGUUUUGGCACACUUUUGAAAGAAGAGGAGUUGACGGCGCUCGAAAAGGCAGUAAUGUCCAUUAUUGAUAACGAUACAGCUGGUACUGUGGUCACGAAACGGGCAUUGGCUGCUAUCUCUGCCCUGGUUCUUCACUUCUCGGACAGUCAGCUCGCCACGUUCGUCUCCGAACUUGUAGAGCGGUUCAAAUCUCCCCAGCUUAGCACCGUUCAUCGUCGACACUUGGUUGCUACCGUUGGAAGCUUAGCAAGAACGGUUCCGGGCAAACUCGGCCCUCAUCUUCCUAUCCUCGCGCCUUUCAUCUUUUCAGCCGUGGGUGAAGAGGGUUUAGAAGAGUUAAUACCACGCGCUCGACGCUCCUAG
This is a messenger RNA of Aspergillus calidoustus, 933 nucleotides long. The record is from the annotation of a GenBank genome assembly. NCBI's taxonomy places the organism in Eukaryota, Fungi, Ascomycota, Eurotiomycetes, Eurotiales, Aspergillaceae.